Molecule: messenger RNA, 1255 nt
Organism: Ficedula albicollis (Collared flycatcher)
Lineage: Eukaryota; Metazoa; Chordata; Aves; Passeriformes; Muscicapidae
Product: folate receptor gamma
Exons: 5
Coding region: 185-985 (266 amino acids)
Cellular component (GO): external side of plasma membrane
Molecular function (GO): signaling receptor activity
Source: RefSeq, a predicted model, not a curated record
AUGAGUCCCAGCUGCAUGCAGGGCUGGGGGGUGGCCAGCACGGUCACGAGAGUCAAUCCAGAGCACGGCAGGGUGCCAGGGCGCGGUGCACGGUCUCCUCCAUGCCCUCCCUGCUGCCCAAUCGGCCGCAUUCCCACGUCCCGUGAUCAGUGGCCAAGGGUUGUGCUGCGCCCCGACCUUUGAGAUGAGCUGCGCUCGUCCCACGGCACCCGGAGCCCAGCUGCCCCCCAGAGCGAUGGCAGCAGUGUUGGCUCUGCUGGUGCUGGUGGCCUGGCCAGCUGCCACCGCAGCAGCGACAGUGACACAGGACUCGGUGCUCAACAUCUGCAUGGACGCCAAGCACCAUAAAACAGAGCCUGGCCCUGAGGGGCAGCUCUACGGGCAGUGUGUCCUCUGGAAGGACAACGCCUGCUGCACUGCCAACACCAGCAUGGAAGCCCACCAGGAUCAGUCCUACCUGUACAACUUCAACUGGGACCACUGCGGGGCCAUGCCAGAGAAGUGCAAGCGCCACUUCAUUCAGGACACGUGUCUCUAUGAGUGUUCCCCCAACCUGGGGCCAUGGAUCGACCAGGCAGACAGCAGCUGGAGGAAGGAGCGGAUCCGGGACGUGCCACUGUGCCAGGAGGACUGUGAGCAGUGGUGGGAGGAUUGCCAGGAUGCUGUCACUUGCAAGGCCAACUGGCACACGGGCUGGAACUGGACUACAGGCACCAACCAGUGUCCCAAGGGUGCCAUGUGCCAGAAGUUCAAGUACGUGUUCCCCACGGCGGCUGAGCUCUGCGAGCAGGUCUGGUCUGGCUCCUACCGCUACACGUCCCAGCACCGUGGCAGCGGCCGCUGCAUCCAGAUGUGGUUCGAUCCCGCGCAGGGGAACCCCAAUGUCGCCGUCGCCCAAUAUUACGCCCGUGGCGAUGCUCCCCCAACCUACCCGCUCUCCAUCCUGCUGUCUCUGCUGCCCCUCACCCUCCUGGCCCCGCUCUAAGCAGGAGGGGCUGCAGGCACGAGCAGGGAGUAGAUGGGCAGGGGGGUCACCAGGCUGCCUUGUGCCUCCCCGUGAGAUGUCCCCAAGCUGUGUCCCCCCCAGGCAUAUGGCUUAUGAAUAAACACUCCUGCUCUACUUGGUGUUGGGGUGCUGUGGGGCUGAGGGCUGGGGAGGGUAAUAGGAUGGUGGAGGUGUCUGAUCCUGCUUCUGAUGGGGAGAUGAAGCAGACAUCCCUCCAAUUCAUUUGUACCAAUCAACCUGGCUACCCGG